Alternaria metachromatica is the source of this 2445-nucleotide messenger RNA. RefSeq lists its product as uncharacterized. Bases 1 to 2445 code for a protein of 814 amino acids. The transcript has 5 exons. NCBI's taxonomy places the organism in Eukaryota, Fungi, Ascomycota, Dothideomycetes, Pleosporales, Pleosporaceae. The record is from RefSeq and is a predicted model, not a curated record. Gene Ontology annotation, molecular function: GTP binding; GTPase activity. Gene Ontology annotation, cellular component: mitochondrial outer membrane.
AUGUCUUUCGUGGUUGACCAAGUGCGUCGGAUUGACAGCCAGCUCGACCGGCUGCAGCUGUCGGCGACACGACAAGGCAGCUUCUCCAUCACCGCCGAGGAAGCCCACGACCCCACCAAGACGACACGAAUCGCGCACCUGCAGUACCUCAUCAAGUCCCUCUCCACGACCGCGUCAUCCAAACACAGUCUUGUGUCCAUCGCACGCAUAUCCGAGACGCUGCAGCGUGCCAACAUCGCCAGCAGCUACGAGGAUGCGAGCUACGAACAUGAACUGGAAUGGCUGCUAGUCAGCAAGGCGACGACGCAGGUCUACGGACAGGUUCUGAAUACGAUAUUGGAACAGACUAUCCCGUUGGAAGACGAUCUGUGGUACUGGGACGACAUCCUGUCCACCUACCGAUUUGCUGGGUUAUACUCGAUACAAACAUCGCCGGUUCGGGUGUGGAAAUGGUCGCAGGAGAUAUAUCGCGAUGUGCGGUCGAGGGGUGGACAAUUGGCUGAUGGGUGGAGCCAGUUUUAUGGCCUCGUCAAGGAUGCGGUGCAAGAGCGCAGCAUUGCCAACAUCCAGCGAAGGGUCGUGAGCCCGUUGGCGCUGGUGAGGAAUGAAGGCAGGAGGAAGCGUGCAGCGUUGAGGAAGAUACGGCUCAUCAAUGCGAACGCGCUCGGUGUGCUUCUAGGCGAAGGGCUGGGUAAUGAAAGUGUACACGACGAUGGCACCCAAUCUCCCCCACUGCUCGGCGCACAAAGCGGACACAGAUGGAAGAGCGUCAUGGCUAAGAACAUCGCCCUGAUGGACGCCGUCAUCCAAAGCGUGAACGCUGCAGAGAUAUCCGUUAAUAAGUUUGACGACUCUGUUGCUGGCAUUACUCAAGAUGACCAACUCUACUCGCUGCACGAACCCACCGGAGAACGAACGGCAACCACGCUUAAGCCGGCCGAUGUCGCAGAGCGACUGCAAUAUCUGCUCCAGGAAGCAUUGCCUGCCUACACCUCAGACUUCAACGCUGUCGUCAAGGAGAACGGACGUCCAUCUAUCCUCAUCCGGUACUGGCUACCUGCCACCAUGCUCCUCGUAUCCUCGACCACUAUCUUGCGUAUAUUUGUCAACCGGAAAGAAGAGAUUCUGGCCUGGGUACGCGAACUAGGACAGACUGUAAUCGACUUCUGGACAAAUUGGGUCGUGGAGCCUGCAAUGAGGAUCAUUGGUACCAUCCGCCACAACGAAGAUAGCGAGGUUUCCAUCAUGAGCAAACGAAGCUUGGAGUCUGACCGCGCAAGCCUUGAGCGCAUGGUCAUUGACUUUGCGGUGAAGAACCCUGAAGGCCCCGCCUUGAACGAGACUCAAAUUGCCGAUAUCAGGGCGAAGGUCCGCGAAGGCGAUCUGACCACGGUCUUGAGAUCUUACGAAAAGGACAUCCAAAGUCCGGUCAAGGGCGCGAUAGUCGGUAACCUAGCUAGCGCGCUGCUCAUCCAGGUGCAGAAGACCAAGGUUGAUGUAGAAGUCGCAAUGAGCGGUAUUGACAGCAUUCUGAAGAGCCAGGAGUUGCUCUUCGGCUUCAUCGGUCUGACGCCUGGUGUUCUCGUCAGUAUCGGCGUCUACCGAUACCUCCGAGGCGUCUUCAGCAGCCGUAAAGGCGUCCAGAUGUGGGCGAGGCAGGGCCGCAUGCUGCUCAUCCUGCGCAACAUCGAUCGCAUCCUUACCAGCGCAACACCCACAGAAGACGGCGAAAUUUCCUACAAGGAUCACGGUCUCCUCCUCUGCGAAGUGCAUCUCCUGCGACAGGCUGCGAGUGGCAUACUACCCCGACGCAUCUUCCACGACUUCCUGGUAGAGAUAGAUGAGCUUGUUGACAUCAAACUACUCCUCAUAGGCGACUCGGGCGUAGGCAAAUCGUGCUGCCUGCUGCGCUUCAGCGAAGACUCCUUCACGCCCUCGUUCAUCACCACCAUCGGCAUCGACUUCAAGAUCCGCACCAUCGAGCUCGACGGCAAGCGCGUGAAGCUGCAGAUAUGGGAUACCGCCGGCCAAGAGCGCUUCCGGACCAUUACCACGGCGUACUACAGAGGUGCCAUGGGUAUCCUGCUAGUUUACGACGUCACGGAUGAAAGGAGCUUCAACAACAUCCGCACAUGGUUCUCCAACGUCGAGCAACACGCCACCGAAGGCGUCAACAAGAUCCUCAUCGGCAACAAGUGCGACUGGGAAGAGAAGCGCGCCGUCUCCACAGAACAGGGCCAGGCCCUCGCCGACGAACUCGGCAUCCCCUUCCUCGAGGUCUCGGCCAAGAGCAACAUCAACGUCGACCAGGCGUUUUACAGUCUCGCCGGUGACAUCAAGAAGCGCCUUAUCGAUACCGCCAGGACGGAUCAGACGGCUGCCCCCAAGGUCGAUGUUAGCGGGCAAGGUGACGGAAACGCGGGUAUGGGCGGGAAGUGCUGCUAG